UGGAUCCUGGUCACUGUUCAGCCCAGGGCAGUAGUUUUCAAGAGCCUUUCCCCAUCUGAGGGCUGUUUGGAGACCUGUGAGAAAUGAGCUGGGGAAGGGGUAGUUGGUGUCUCAGUCUAGUUCCUAGAGGCAGAUUUCUACAGCACUUCACCUGGGAACCUCCUGUCCCUCAGAGCAUGGAGGCCUAGGAGCGAAUUGGCCAUGGAGACUCAAUUCCCCUUUUGUCCCCAGAGCUGGUCUCUCCAGACCAGAGUUGAAGAAUAUUAAUGACCUUUGAAGGGAAGGCUGCUUGGUCCUGGGCUGUGUUGCACCUGCUCUGAGGCUGGGAGAAGUCGAGGAAUUCUAACUCCAGGCCCAUUAGAGCAGCGACUCUCUAGCCAGAACUUAUAAUGAGUCACACAGUAAAAUAUAAUCACGUGAAAUUGUUUCCCUCCAGGUGUGAGAAGAGGAAGUUCCAGCAGCCAGAGGAGAUUUCUCCUGAACUGGAAGAGCGAGUCAGUGGUUUCCCCCAGAAAACGAUUGUGCUAAUGGAGAUUCUGGGGAAGUUCAAAGACACUUUGCCGUCUGAACUGGAGAUAAAAAGAGGAGAAUUCUUUGGAGCACACAGACAGGGGAAUGUGACUCUGGAUCCAGACACGGCUCAUCCCAAACUCGUCCUGUCUGAGGAUUGGAAAAGUGUGAGACGGGGAGACACACACCAGCGACUGCCCGACACCCCUGAGAGAUUUGACACUGACCACUCCAGCAUUGGGGUCCCCACCCCCAAACAUGGGACCCGCUACCAGCACACGGCAGCUGAGCCCUGGCCCAGCCGCGACUCCAUCCCCAUGCGGGUGGAGCUGCUGGGCAGCACAGAGUGA
This is a messenger RNA of Mauremys reevesii (Reeves's turtle), 860 nucleotides long. RefSeq names its product tripartite motif-containing protein 10-like. The record is from RefSeq and is a predicted model, not a curated record. The transcript is spliced from 4 exons. NCBI's taxonomy places the organism in Eukaryota, Metazoa, Chordata, Testudines, Geoemydidae. The coding region runs from base 390 to 860 and encodes 156 amino acids.